Rhinolophus ferrumequinum (greater horseshoe bat) is the source of this 1235-nucleotide messenger RNA. RefSeq names its product interleukin 22 receptor subunit alpha 2 (gene IL22RA2). The record is from RefSeq and is a predicted model, not a curated record. NCBI's taxonomy places the organism in Eukaryota, Metazoa, Chordata, Mammalia, Chiroptera, Rhinolophidae. The coding region runs from base 153 to 848 and encodes 231 amino acids. Gene Ontology annotation, molecular function: interleukin-22 receptor activity; protein binding. The transcript is spliced from 5 exons.
AUGAAAGAUAUUAAGUUAAAUUGUAUUUGCUUCAAGGAACUAUUGGUAACCAAGAGGGAUGCUCAAAGUGAAAAUGUGAGUUUCCUCUUUUGUCCAGAUCUGUGCUCUCACUGAGGGGAACGCUGGCUGUCUGACCAGUCACACGCGCAACCAUGACGCGUGAACACUGCUUUCUAGGCUUCCUCAUCAGUGUCUCCCUGGCUGGUGUAGUAGAAACUCAGCCCGCCCAUAAGUCUCUGAAGCCUCAGAGAGUACAUUUCCAGUCCCGAAAUUUUCACAACAUUUUGCACUGGCAGCCUGGGAGGGCUGCUGCCAGCAACAGCAGUGUCUACUUUGUGCAGUAUAAAAUAUAUGGACAGAGACAAUGGAGAAAUAAAGAGGACUGUUGGGGUAUUCGAGAAUUCUUUUGUGACCUUACGAAUGAAACCUCUGAGAUACAGGAGGCUUAUUACGGGAGGGUGAGGACAGCCUCGGCUGGCAUCCAAUCAGGCUGGACCAUGACACAGCGGUUCAUUCCCUGGUGGGAAACAAAAAUAGAUCCUCCAGUUAUGAAUGUAACCCAAAUUAAUGGAUCCUUGUUGGUGAUUCUCCAUGCUCCAAAUAUACCAUAUAGAAACCAAAAAGGAAAAAAUGUGUCAAUGGAAAAUUACUAUGAGCUAGUAUACCGAGUCUUUAUAAUUAAUAAUUCACUAGAAAAGGAGCAAAAGGUAUAUGAAGGGACGCACAGAGUUGUUGAAAUUGAAGCUCUAACACCUCACACUGGUUACUGUGUAGUAGCUGAAAUAUAUCAGCCCAUGCUAGACAGAAGAAGUCAGAAAAGUGAAGAGAGAUGUGUGGAAAUGCCUUAAAGUGGUGUGGAGUGCUCUGCCAUACAGAAAUCAGCAGCUCUCUGAGAAUGGGAUGGCUCCUGUUUGAAGGAUCUCAUUGAAAAGUUUUUGUGUUUUCUUAAAGCAACAUGGCACUUCGGGUACUUCUUUGUUUAACCAUUCUUUCUCCCUUUAUAUUUUAUUUGUAAAGUAAAUUUAAGCAAUACCUAUCCCUCCAAAAACAAACAAACAAAAACAUUAGAAUUUAAAGAAGUGGCAGAAAAUAAGGGCUCUAUGAAAUAUAGACCUUUCUUUCUGAAUAUAACUCCCCUAACAAUCCCCAUUCUUCUAAAAAAAUUUAAGAACUAAAGAAUCGUAGGCAUUUAACAAACUUUUGUUGAAUUAAUUUUUUUUACAAAUAUCAUUAUA